UCAGGCACAUUUUGGAUUUUCUUAGCCCAUCGCAAACCACCUUUACUAUCGAAUUCCUUCUCAAUCGACCAGUUCGCCAACCCACCGACAACACCUCGACUUCCCUUUCGACAAACGACGACAGCGGAGCCGACAAGAUGAAGUUCCUUAAGGUUGGCCGAGUAGCCAUCAUCACCCGUGGCCGAUACGCCGGUAAGAAGGUCGUCAUCAUCCAGCCCGUCGACAGCGGCAACAAGGCACACCCCUACGGCCACGCCCUGGUCGCGGGCAUCGAGCGCUACCCCUCCAAGAUCACCCGACGCAUGUCCAAGACGCGACAGGACAAGCGAAACAAGAUCAAGCCUUUCAUCAAGGCUAUCAACUACAACCACCUGAUGCCCACACGAUACACUCUUGAGCUCGAGGGCCUCAAGGGCGUCAUCUCCGGCGAGACCUUCAAGGAGGUCAGCCAGCGCGAGGAUGCCAAGAAGAACGUCAAGAAGGUCCUCGAGGAGCGGUACACGAGCGGCAAGAACAGAUGGUUCUUCACUCCUCUGAAAUUCUAAUCCUUUCGUCUGCAUUACUUCCGUCGUUCGGUCUUAAGGGGGGUUCGGUCUGGGAUGUAAAUCGCAUCAUCAAUGGCAUUAGGAAACCACCUCAAAGGGGUCACAUGCUCUGAAUUCAUAAAUAUGAAAAAUGAACACGUCUGAAUGAAUGAACCAAAAAAACAAAAAACCCUGCUGCCUUCCCUUUCCCUACGUCUCGGCCGUACUCGAGUAACUUUUGUGUGCUACCCCUCGCGUUUGCCUCCUUUGCAAAUAACCGAGAGUGAUCUUCAAAACCCAUCUCAACUUGAGACUGACCGAAGCUUCGGUUGAUCGUACUACUUCCGGGUUUCUGGGAUCAGCGCUCCAAGUUGUAAUCAAUCGGUUAAAAUGGGUUUCCUGGAUUGCCCGUCUAGUCGCUUAAGUAUUUUCGGAAUUUGUCGCUUACAGAGGACCAAAACCGUUUCAUACAGUAAUACAGAAAUAACUAUUGCCAUAUCCCUAAGUAGAAUCCGUAAACCCCAUCCCAUACCAAGGCAUAUUUUUACGUACAAUACAGCUUAAGACUUCCAUAUUGUAAGGGAGUUUUUGUAGUACAACACGACAUUAAGCCGGGUUUUCAGAGUAGGUAUACCUACCUACCUAGAUAGCCUAAAUUAGGUAUGUAUAGGUA
Messenger RNA from Daldinia caldariorum, 1197 nucleotides. Its product is annotated as ribosomal L27e protein family-domain-containing protein. The record is from RefSeq and is a predicted model, not a curated record. Gene Ontology annotation, cellular component: cytosolic large ribosomal subunit; ribosome. Gene Ontology annotation, biological process: translation. The coding region runs from base 138 to 545 and encodes 135 amino acids. NCBI's taxonomy places the organism in Eukaryota, Fungi, Ascomycota, Sordariomycetes, Xylariales, Hypoxylaceae. Gene Ontology annotation, molecular function: structural constituent of ribosome. The transcript is spliced from 3 exons.